Messenger RNA from Diprion similis, 1294 nucleotides. RefSeq names its product pollen-specific leucine-rich repeat extensin-like protein 1. Gene Ontology annotation, cellular component: chitin-based extracellular matrix. The transcript is spliced from 3 exons. NCBI's taxonomy places the organism in Eukaryota, Metazoa, Arthropoda, Insecta, Hymenoptera, Diprionidae. Bases 1 to 1047 code for a protein of 348 amino acids. The record is from RefSeq and is a predicted model, not a curated record. Gene Ontology annotation, molecular function: structural constituent of chitin-based larval cuticle.
AUGGCCGGAUUCGCUCAUCUCUCUUUUAUUUUUCAGCUUAUACUGUCCCUCGUUGCAAUUCACGGAGCUCUGGCUAGGCCGGAACCGCCGAUUCUGCAGUAUGGAGUUCCCGCCGAAAACGGUCUUGAAGCCUUCGAUACCGCAAGUACGACGCCAGUGGCUGAGCUGCCUGGCACGAGAAAUCUCGAGGCAAAGAGUCAGCUGCCAGAUUUACCACCUGCCCCUGAAAUCAGCCAGAGUAAUGCGGCCCAAGAAGAAGUCCUGGAGGUCGCUGUAGCUCCAGAGAACUCGGAACUCCCUCAGCAAGAGUACAUUGAAGGCUACUUCACGAAGCCCAUCGACUACAACCGGACUGAGGAUUACCAGAAACCGGAGAGCCAGGGCUACGACUACCAGAAGCCCGAAAGUCAGGGUUACGAUUACCAGAAACCGGAAAACCAGGGCUACGACUAUCCAAAGCCCGAAAGCCAGGGCUACGACUAUCCAAAGCCGGAAAGCCAGGGCUACGACUAUCCAAAGCCCGAUAAUCAGGAUGGCGAGUCCCAGCAGCCCGAAAGCGUAGGUUAUGAAUACCAGACACCAACCGCAAAGACUCCGUACUACCACUACCCACCGAUACCUGCACCGGGCGCUGGUUCAUCCUUCCUACCGGAAGCUGGGUCGAACAUUCAGGAAACUGUGAUUGAACCGGAUUCCCAGAGUCCAUCUCUUCCUGGGUCUUCCGAAAGCGGUGAGCAGAUCCUUUCCACUGGCGAUAGUACACCAAGUCCACCGACAUCAGGAAGCCAAUCUCCUGUGGUUAUUCCACCUGGGUCCAUGAUCAAGAUUGAGGAUGGCCGUGGCCAGUAUUCGCAUGGAUUCUCAGCUCCAGACGGCACCCAAGUUCAGGAAUCGGGACACCUGAUAACGACCAACGGUGGAUGGGAGUACGUAAUCGCUAAGGAAGGAAGCUACAGCUACACCAGUCCCGAGGGAAUCCCUAUCCGGGUAGGCUACGUGGCGGACGAUAACGGAUUCCGAAUUACCAGCCGAAGUUUCGGUCGGUAAGAUCAACGAAUAUACCGUAAGCGCAAAUGAGAGUUCCGCAGUUGAUCUUAUCUUGCCAAGGGAGUUCGCUCGGCCUAAUGAAAUAGUGAUUUGACCUUCCUCGUUAGUAUUAGUACUAGUAUUAUCACAGCUUUUACUUUAAUUUAGUUUGUAUUUCGGCACAAAAUUACUGUCGAAAAAAAAUAGCGGAUAUUUUGAUGGAAAUAGACAGAUUUUAAAUCAUCAAUGCUCACUUAGAAUUAGCGUA